Lactuca virosa is the source of this 3319-nucleotide messenger RNA. NCBI's taxonomy places the organism in Eukaryota, Viridiplantae, Streptophyta, Magnoliopsida, Asterales, Asteraceae. The record is from the annotation of a GenBank genome assembly.
CUUGUCCCUUCUUGUUCUCCCUUGGUUCAAGAUCUUUAAUUGAUCAAUUUAUAUUAAUUAAAUAAUAUUUAUUCCAUACGCUUCACUCCUCAUCUGUGGUGGCAGUCAGGGAUGCCGACGCCGGUAAAUAUGGCCCGGCAAUGCUUAGGUCCCGAGGCAGUACAAGUUUUAGACGAGGCGGUGUCCAUCGCUCACCGCCGUUGCCACUCUCAAACGUCGUCGCUUCAUGCCGUCUCCGCCUUACUCGCACUUCCUUCCUCCCCUCUCCGGGAGGCAUGUGGCCGCGCGAGGAACAGCACGUACGCGUCACGCAUCCAGUUCAAAGCGCUUGAGCUGUGCUUGGGUGUGUCAUUAGAUCGGUUACCGUCGACUCCGCAGCGAGUGGAGGAGCCUCCGGUUUCGAAUUCGCUUAUGGCGGCUAUUAAACGAUCUCAGGCGAAUCAGAGGCGUCAGCCUGAGAAUUUUCAUUUGUAUCAGCAAACGGCGGCGUGUUCUCCGUCGUCAGCUUCGGUUUCCAUGGUGAAAGUUGAGUUGCAGAAUUUGAUUCUGUCGAUACUCGAUGACCCGGUUGUGAGUCGGGUAUUUGGAGAAUCCGGGUUCAGGAAUUCGGAUAUCAAAUUAUCCAUACUUCGACCAAUUCAUCGUCAACUCCUUCGUUUUAAGGGCCAGCCGAUUUUCCUAUGUAAUCUAACCAAUAAUUUCAGUUUUCCAUUUCAUGGGUUUUCAGAAAACAACGAAAUCUGUAAAAGAAUCAACGAAGUUCUCGUUAGAAACCACGGAAAAACCCGGAAUAACCCACUACUUGUUGGUCCAUCCGCCAUUGAUGCAGUUAAGGUUUUCUUAGAAAUGUUACAGAAACCCAAAAUUGGUGCCUUUUCGUUUUGCCCACCAGAAUUAUUAGGUGUAACUGUUAUUUCCAUUAAAGAUGAGAUUCUGAAUAGUGGUAAUGGGAAUUCUGGCGCGACCUUGUUGAGAUUAAGGUUAGAGGAGGUGGGUAAUGUUCUGAAACAGAGCAUAGGGCCUGGUGUUGUAGUCGAAUAUGGAGAUUUGAAGGCUUUAACGGGCGAUAAUUCAUCAGACGCCGUCAGCUUUCUGGUAAAGACAUUGGGUGGUUUGCUGGCGGUUCACGGUGGCAGAGUCUGGUUGAUUGGAUCUGCAGAAAGCCAUGAGAUUUGUAUGCACUUUUUCAAGAAAUUUCCUACCGUUGAAGAAGAGUGGAACCUCCAUGUUCUUCCUAUCAAUUCAAUCGGACCUGGCAUGGCUGAAACAUUCCCAAAAUCCAGCCUAUUGGAGUCAUUUGUUCCAUUUGGAGGAUUCUUUUCUAUGCCAUCUGAUAUCAGGACUCCAUUAAGGUUCUCAAACCAUUCUGGAUCUCUAUGUCACAUUUGUGAUGACAAGCUUAAGCUAGAAGUAAAUGCUAUUUCUAAAGAACGACUAAAUGAGUCGGUUUCAGACCAUUAUCGAUCAUCCUUACCUUCUUGGCUACAGACUUCUCAACUUUGCGCAAACCCCGAAUCGGAUAUCGUGCAAACCCAAGACGAUCCUGUUAUUUUGAACGCCAAAGUUGUCGGCCUGCAAAAGAAAUGGCAGAGCAUCUGUCAGCGUCUUCAUCAUUACGAACCUUACAUGCAGAUGUUACCUAAAGCAACAUAUACUGUCGGACCACGUGUUCCUUCUGUCGUAGGCUUUCAAGUCCUCGAAACCACCAAUCAAAACACAUCUUCGAUCGAAAGCCAAUCCGAUGCAAUUUCAAAUCCAAACUCCCGAAUCGUUAAAGAUUCACCAAUCGUCUCCACCCUUUCAGCUUCAAGUGAUCGUUCGGUAACAACUGAUCUGGGAUUGGGGGUAAACCUUACUUCAUCCUCAUUCGAUCAGAAAGAUUCUAAAUUGUUGUAUUCUUCCAUGUUGAAAAGGGUUGGCAGACAAGAAGAGGCUCUUGGUGUCAUUAGUCAAACCAUAGCUCGUUGCAGAGCUCAACCGGCACCCAACCGGGGUGGCAUCUGGUUCGGUUUUGUUGGACCGGAUAGAGUUGCCAAAAACAAAACCGCUACCGCUCUUGCUGAAGUAUUGCUGGGUGACAGGGAGAACAUGAUCUGUAUCGAUCUAAGCAGUCAAGAUUUCAUCAACAGUUGUGAUCGAAAGUCAAGAGGGAAAAACGUGAUCGAUUUCAUCGCAGAUGAAAUUUCAAAAAAACCAUUAUCGAUUGUUUUCCUUGAAAAUAUCGAUAAGGCCGAUGCAUUAACUCAACAACAUUUGUCCCGAGCUGCAAGCACUAGGAAAUUUUCAGACUCCCAUUUCAGGGAAGUAAGCAUCGGCAAUGCGAUCUUUGUGUUGACUUCAAAAUUAUUUGGACACGAUCUUGAGGGUGUUGACUAUACUGAGGAAAAUGUUUUAAACAGUGGACACGGGUCCAUUCGCGUGUCGAUUGGGUUUGACCUCGGUGAAAUGAAACCGAGCCCAAAAGUGGUGCGGAUUAACCGACCCGGUUCACCGAUUUGCAAGAACAAGAGGAAGCUCAAUGGUGGCUUGGAGGCUGCAAAACGUGGCUACCGGACCACCACGAACAACCUCUACCUGGAUUUGAAUCUGGUGGCGGAAGACAGUGAUCCUGCUCUUGCAAACUCGAAUUCAUGGUUGGAAGAUCUUCUUGAGAAUGUGGAUGAAAAGGUGGUUUUUAAACCGUUUGAUUUCGAUGAAAUUUCCGAGAAGAUUGUGAAGCGAAUUGGUGAUUGUUUUGAGAAAGUUGUCGGGUCGGAUUGUUUGCUAGAAAUUGAUUAUAGAUUGAUGGAGCAGAUUCUUAAAGCUUCGUGUUUUCUGGAGAUGACAAAAAUGGAGGAUUGGAUCGAGCGGAUUCUAGGCGAUGCAUUUGCCAGAGCUCAGAGGAAGUAUGGACUUGGUUCUAACUCUGUCAUGAAGCUUAUGGUGGCUGAGCUGCUGGAGGAGCAGCCUGCCGGAGUUCUCCUUCCUGAUUCUAUCAUAAUGACAUGAUGAAGUGUAUAAUUUAGCAACUUAGUGUUAGUAAAUAGAGUUAUUUGGACUUUUUUUGACGUUUCUUCUAUUGUUGGGGUCGUGAAAACAGAUUCUUUGCGAAAAGAAGUACACGGAAACUCGUUUGUGGAAUAGGGUGUGGUGUUGUGUUUCCUUGAAGUCGGCUUCUUGGUGUAUAAUAGUCUAGAUGCAUGCUACAGAAUUAUGUGAGUUUCUAGGAUAGUUGUUUGUAUUGUCGAUGUAGCUUUCAUAUGAAAGAUUGUAAAACUUGUACCUUUUGUAUAUACUACAAAUGUUUAGGAUGGAAAUUAUGCUUUAAAUGUCUUGGUCU